AUGAGUUUGAGCAAUGAGAAGAAUCAGUCUUCAUUACCAACUAGUAAUGGUAAUGGAAUAGCUAUUGAUGCUGCUGAGAAUGAGAAUGAGAAUUCAAAGAAACCCUUUAAGAUCUUUGUAGGUUAUGAUCCACGUGAAGACAUUGCAUUUCAGGUAUGUCGUCAUUCAAUCAUCAAAAGGUCUUCCAUUCCUGUUGAGAUCAUACCAAUUAAGCAAUCAGAUCUGAGAAAAACUGGUCUUUAUUGGCGUGAAAGAGGUCAAUUUGAGAGCACUGAGUUCUCUUUUACAAGAUUCUUAACACCUUAUUUAGCUAAUUAUCAAGGUUGGGCUUUGUUUGUGGAUUGUGAUUUUCUCUAUUUAGCUGAUUUUAAGGAAUUGGUAGAUUUGAUUCAAGAUAAAUAUGCUAUUAUGUGUGUUCAACAUGAUUAUGCUCCAAAAGAGACAACAAAAAUGGAUGGUGCUGUUCAAACUGUUUACCCAAGAAAGAAUUGGUCUUCAAUGGUUUUGUAUAACUGUGGUCAUCCUAAGAACAAGAUUCUUACUCCUGAUACUGUCAAUUCUCAGACUGGUGCUUACCUUCAUAGGUUUCAAUGGCUUGAGGAUGAUGAAAUUGGUUCUAUACCUUUUGUUUGGAAUUUUCUUGAAGGGCAUAAUAGGGUUGUUGAAAAUGAUUCCGCUACUUUACCUAAGGCCAUUCAUUAUACUCGUGGAGGGCCGUGGUUUGAGGCUUGGAAGAAUUGCGAAUUUGCUGAUCUAUGGCUUAAUGAGAUGGAAGAGUACCUGAAACAAGCCAAAAAAGAAUCUGCAUGA
Molecule: messenger RNA, 810 nt
Organism: Lathyrus sativus (Indian pea)
Lineage: Eukaryota; Viridiplantae; Streptophyta; Magnoliopsida; Fabales; Fabaceae
Source: the annotation of a GenBank genome assembly